CGUCGCUGUGGAGGAAUGUGCAGAAACUUUUCUUCUUUCUGAUUUUCAUCGAAGAAAAAGAAGAAAAAACGUGAACUGGAGUCAGAGAAGCUUCCUCAGAGAUCCAGAGAGAGGACCGGCAGCAGGCGCUUCUCGUGCUGAACAUGGCGGCUCAGACGGUGUUUCCUGUGGAGAUGUUUCCUGGGGGAGUUUCCCUGAUGGAGGACGCUCAGAGCGACUUCCCCAGAAACACGCUGCCCGCUCCUCAGCUGGUGAUGCUGGCUAACGUAGCGGCGGCAGAGGGAGGCGGCGGCGGGGGGGGCGAUGGUGGAGCGACCGACGAGAAGGAGAUGAUGGAGCUGAAGACUGUUGGAUGCAGCUACUCAGACAGCGAAGAUGAGAGCAUCAUCAGGUACAGCUACGACAACCAGAACCACAGAGAGGUCUGCAUCAUCGAGUACCCCGAGUCUCCGGGCCCGGGCAUCGUCGCCGUGGUCGUAGGAAACGACGAGGAGGAAGAUGAGGAGGAAGACGACGGGGACAAAGCCGAAGACCUGUCGCGUAACCCUGAGACUCGAACCUCAGCCGGCAGCAAAGCGCCGCCGCCGCCGCCGAGCGCCAAACGUAAAGACGGCAUCGCAGCGGUAACCGUGGAGGCGCCAAAGAAGAAGAAGCCGUUCCACUGUAAACCUUGUCACUUCCAGGCUCAGAACGAGCAGGAGUUUGUGGAUCACCUGAGCACGCACGCCGUUAGCAAGAUGAUGGUGGUCAACCGCGUGGAGGGGCGGAGCAAGGCCAAGACCAAGGAGGCGGAGUCACCUGACUCACAGGCAGCUUCAGGUGGGGAGGGGGAGAGCGGGGGGGAGGCAGGCGGAGACAGCAAAGGGCUGAUCCGGUGUGAGCGGUGCGGAUACAACACCAACCGCUACGACCAUUACAUCGCUCACCUGAAGCACCACAGCAAGGAGGGAGAGGACCACAGGGUGUUUAAGUGUACUCUGUGCCCGUACACCACCGUCAGUCAGUAUCACUGGAGGAAACACCUGAGGAACCAUUUCCCCAGCAAACUGCACACCUGCAGCCAGUGCUCCUACUUCUCUGACCGCAAGAGCAACUACAUCCAGCACAUCCGCACACACACAGGUGUGCGUCCUUUCCAGUGUCCAUACUGUGACUACUCCAGUUCACAGAAGACCCACCUGACCAGACACAUGAGGACUCACUCCGGUGAGCGGCCUUUCAAGUGUGAGAGCUGUAACUACUUGGCAGCCAAUCAGCACGAAGUGACCCGCCACGCCCGACAGGUGCACAACGGCCCCAAACCUCUGGCCUGCCCGUACUGCGACUACAAGACCGCAGACCGCAGCAACUUCAAGAAGCACGUGGAGUUGCACCUGAACCCUCGCCAGUUCCUCUGCCCGCUCUGCAAGUACGCCGCCUCCAAGAAAUGCAACCUGCAGUACCACAUCAAGUCCCGACACUCCGGCUGCAAGGCUCCCGUGGACGUCUCUAAGGUCAAACUGCGCAUCAAGAAACCCGGCACCGACGACGGCUCCAAAGCCAACAAGUUUGAGAAUUCAUCUAGUGUGGAGGAGGACAUCGACGUGGACGAAGACGAGGAGCUCGAUCCCAUCGAAAAACAAUCGAGUCCCAUCAAUCUGUCAAUCAAGAAGAGCAGCAAGCCCAGCGUUGCCCAACCGGCGCAGAGCGAAACACCCGACAAGGUCCAGAAGAAAGCCAACGUCGCCUCUGAGAAAGACAAACCACCAAAGACGAAGGACAAGGUGGAGCCGGAGAAAAAGGUCUCAACGAGGCAGAAGAAGAUGGAGAAGAUCAGCGAGAGUCCUGCCGAGAGCUCAGGAACUCAGACAGAGACUCCAGCUGCUGUCAACGCUGACAACAAAACCAAGAGACGAGUCAAGAAGCUGCCGGCAGAGAAAACUGCUGUCCAAGACCAGGCAGAAGUACCCGAACCUGAAAAAGACCAGAAGGAGACGUCUGACCCACAGAGAGCCGUGGAGGAAAGAGCAGUGAGACAGAAAGUAGAGAAAGAGGAAGAGAAGAAGCCUGAGGAGAAAGAGAAAGAACAGCUGAAGACCGAGAGCAGCGGAAAGGAGAACAAAAGCCUCAACAAGCUGAGGAAGUCUGGAUCAAAGAAGUCCGAGAAAAGUGCUGAAUGUGCCGAAGCAGCUGUGCAGAAACCAGGAGGCGCUGAGAAAAAGGAAAAGGCUGUCAAAGAAAAGGCAGCGAAGAGGAAAGCGGUGGAGGCUUUAGACCUUUCCAAGAAGUCCUCGUCUGAGACGCCCGCAAAGACCAGGCGGAUGAAAGCCUCAGCUGCCGAAAAGCCGCCAUCAAAACCGGCUUCAGAGGACACGAACAAGUCACUCGAUGCCACUCCAACACAACUCAAGUCCACCGGGACUCCAUCGAAGCAGAAGAAGACCAGGCCCUCCAACCAGAAAGCCACCGCACUCCAGCAGACCGCUAAAGACAAGACGAGCAGUCCGCCAGCCGCUCAGCUGCUCCAGCCGCCGGCCGACCCCCCCCAGGAGGAAACGCCUCCGUCAGUGCUGCAGACUCCUGACAGACCCUCAGAGAAGAUGGACGUGACGCCUCCCGCUGCCGAGGACCGCCCUGCUCCAACCUUCGCCAAACCCACAUCGCCGCCGUCUCUGGUGCUGCCGGGCCAGCGCAGCAAACCCGCCGACCCCGAGGACGACGAGGGCAUCCACAGCAGCCACGAGGGAGGAAGUGACAUCAGCGACAGCGCCUCCGAGGGCAGCGACGACUCCGGCCUGAACGGUAACGGAGGCGCCGGUUCGGGGAAGAUGGCGAACGACCCCGAAACGCCCACGGACGAAAUCCCGACGCCGACCGAGCUCAAGAGCCACAUGUGCAUCUUCUGCGACCGCACGUUCCCUCUGGAGGCCGAGUACCGGCGCCACCUGAACCGCCACCUGGUCAACGUCUACUACAUGGACGCCGCCAAGGGGCAGAACUGAAGUCCCGUUUCCAUGGCGACUCGGCCUGCGAGGACUCGAAGCAGAAACUUUAUAUUCGGGCCGUCAGAAACCAGAGCGAGUUUAUGUCCUGAAACACGGUUACAUACAACACAUGGAACCUUUAAAAGUCGUCUGCCAGCAGGAGGCGCCGUCGUUUAUCUGAAUAUUUAAUGUUCAAAUGUUGAGUUUUCUGUUGAAGCUUCAUUCAGACAUCACUUUACUGUCUGUGGUGCGCCACUGCACCUUACUGUCACCUACUGCCCCUACUGCCCCCUACUGCCCCUACUGUCACCUACUGCCCCUACUGUCAUCUACUGCCCCCUACU
Scomber scombrus (Atlantic mackerel) is the source of this 3307-nucleotide messenger RNA. RefSeq names its product RE1-silencing transcription factor (gene rest). The record is from RefSeq and is a predicted model, not a curated record. Bases 144 to 2981 code for a protein of 945 amino acids. NCBI's taxonomy places the organism in Eukaryota, Metazoa, Chordata, Actinopteri, Scombriformes, Scombridae. Gene Ontology annotation, biological process: regulation of gene expression. Gene Ontology annotation, cellular component: nucleus. The transcript is spliced from 6 exons.